This is a messenger RNA of Branchiostoma belcheri (Belcher's lancelet), 1182 nucleotides long. RefSeq names its product collagen triple helix repeat-containing protein 1-like. The record is from RefSeq and is a predicted model, not a curated record. Bases 328 to 1071 code for a protein of 247 amino acids. The transcript has 5 exons. Lineage: Eukaryota; Metazoa; Chordata; Leptocardii; Amphioxiformes; Branchiostomatidae.
AAAAUGAGACUGGAUCUGGUGAGCUUGGCAAGGGAACUCGCCGUCGCAAAGAGAUCUCCCCGCGGAGUUGUAUUGAAAAUGAAAGGGCUGAGUGAUUAGUUUAGCCCUGAAUGGCCCACCAUUUGUCAUAUUGCUAAUGACAUUACCGCUGGUUCUGCCGUCCCGUUGUUUCUGUGGGUGCGACCAAUGUGCAGUGGCGUUCCGAGGCUAAUUCUACUUGACUACUGGGGCGGACAGAUGUGAAUUGUAGGAGCGUCAGCCAAGAAAAAAAAGCAACGGUGGACAACAUAGACGGUCAAGGAGGGCAGGGUCUUUGACUGGUAGAAAAUGGCGAACUGGACUCCAGUCUUGUCGGUGUGUGUCCUGUUUUUCCUGGGAGCCAGAGUUUGGAGCGCGCCGCCAGACGAUCCCGAUGACUCGGAGAACGAGGUACAAUGCAAGCAGACAUGUCCCGGAUGUUGCCCGAUGGGUGCGCCAGGCAUGCCGGGAAGGAACGGUGUCCCAGGACAGAAUGGCUAUCCCGGCAGUAACGGCUUCGAUGGGAUAGGCGGGAAAGCGGGCACCAGGGGUGUACGUGGUGUGGACGGUAUCCGGGGACAGAAGGGAGAACCGGGCGACUCGGCUCCGGACCUGGUGGCCAGUCAGAACAUCAAACACUGCGUCUGGGACAGGAUCAAGGACGACAGGGACAAAGGCACUAUCAAGAUCUGCCGCUUCCACAAGCGGCAGAUGAACACCACGAUGCACGUGACGUGGAACGGUUCUCUGCGCGUCCUGUCCACUAAGGAGUGCUGUAAGCGCUGGUACUUCACCUUUAACGGCAGGGAGUGUCUCACCCCGGUCCCCAUAGACGGUCUCACCUUCACGAACGGCGCUGAGAGCGUCAACAUACACAGAGUUACCACAAUCGAAGGACUGUGCGAGAACAUACCCCAGGGACCGGUGGACGUGGCCUUCAACGUGCAGGACUGCAGGGGCUACACUGGGGGAGACGCGUACACCGGAUGGAACUCUGUCUCCAGAAUUAUCGCCGAGGAACUCCCAGUCACUGCAGAGGAGGGGACAGAGUAAUAACGUUAACAGUACGGAACUGCUAACGGGCUAUUCCAUUGAAAGCAUUCGAGGGGUGUUCUCUAAUUGGGAGAUAUCUGCUAUGGAAAGGCAUGACUGAAGAGAAUGAAA